Molecule: messenger RNA, 2965 nt
Organism: Leptopilina boulardi
Lineage: Eukaryota; Metazoa; Arthropoda; Insecta; Hymenoptera; Figitidae
Product: probable RNA-binding protein 46
Exons: 6
Coding region: 583-2049 (488 amino acids)
Cellular component (GO): nucleus
Molecular function (GO): mRNA binding
Source: RefSeq, a predicted model, not a curated record
GUUUUGUUUUUCGGAACGCGCAAUAUCGAUGAGUAAUUUACGAAAAUUCGUUUAAUUGAAUCAGUCGCAGAAAUCGUUUGACAGUGCAAACAAUAAAGACGUGAUUAUUUUUGAUCUAGACGAAGAUUUAUUUAUAACCUCAAUUUUAUUUGAAAAUACAAUCUAAAACCGUGCAUUCGAUAAAUCUUAUGUCGUGCCAUCAAUUUGAAAAUUUUAUUUCGAUUGUUGAUUUGUUUGUGUUUACCUGUGUACGUGAGAAAUUUACUAGGAAAAAGAGACAUUUUUCUGAGAAACCCUCUCCUCCAUUUGAUUCUCGUAUCCUAUUGGCUGAAAGCUUUCAACGUCGGUUAGGACAUUAGAAUUCUCUGUGUUUCCGUUUGAAGAAGACGCUUUUUUAAGACAAAGAAAAAACGACCUCGUGUUCGAGUUUUUUUUUUUGUAAAUCAGUUUUCUCAAUUUUUCUACAGUGUUAAUUAUAUUGAAAAUGUCUGAUUGAUAGUCUUUCCUCUCAGUAACUAAUCUACUAUUGUGUAUUUCAACACCUGAAGAUUUUUUCAUCAUCUGGAAGAUUUUCUCAUCAAAAUGAAUCAAGAAAUAUCUGAUUUACAAACUGAUAUUCAAACUCAAUAUAAACUUCUUCAAUUAAUCGGUGAGUCGGAAUUUGAUAUUAUUCAAGAAAAUGGACAAAGAAGACUCACGAGUCAUGAGCUUGCAAAUAAUUUAAUAGAACGUUCAAAGGGGAGUGAAGUUUUCUUGGGUCGUAUACCUCGUAAUUGUUAUGAAGAUGAAAUUGUUCCUGUUUUACAAAAAGUGGGUAAAUUAUUAGAAUUAAGAUUAAUGUUAGAUUUUUCUGGUACCAAUCGGGGUUUUGGUUUUGCUUUGUUUGAAGAUUCAAAAACGGCACGACGCGCUUGUCAAUUAUUAAAUAAUUCUGAAAUUCGCCCUGGACAUCGUAUUGGUGUGGUAAAGUCCAUUGAUAAUUGUCGCCUUUUCUUCGGCGGUGUUCCCAAGGACAAAAGUAAGGGUGAAUUUUUCGAAGAACUUAGCAAAAUGUUAGAUGGUAUUACUGAAAUUUACGUUUAUCCCAACUCUGAAGAUCGUACUCAAAAUCGUGGUUUUAUUUUCGUCGAAUUCAGGGAUCAUAGAUCAGCAGCGAUGGCACGACGAAAAUUAAUCCCCGGAAGAGUUGUUUUAUGGGAUCAUGAUAUUGCUGUUGAUUGGGCUGAUCCUGAACCUGGCGAUCCCAUCGAUGAAGAUAUAAUGCAAACGGUUUCAGCGCUUUUUAUAAGAAAUUUACCAUUGGCAAUGACUCAACAAAAGUUGAAAGACUUGAUUGUAAAAGCGACGAAUGUUCCAAUUUUGAAAAUAAAGAAGCUCAAUCAUUUCUCAUUUGUUCAUUAUGAGACGCGUGAAUUAGCGGAACUUGUUAUGUCAAUAUUGAUAAAACCUGAAGGAUUGGCAGAAAGUGAAGAAUGGGAAAUUCGUUGGGCAAAGCCAAUUGGAGGUGUCAAGGAUAUUGAAAGACAGAGAAGAAUUGCUGAAGCCUAUGGUAAAACAAUUGUAUCGAAAAAUAUUGAUAGUCCAAAAUCCAUAACGCAUAAAAAUCGAUCUAAAGGAACGAAUAAAACAAUUAAUACAGCUGAAAAUUCAAAUCUACCAAAGCACGAUUACGCGCAAAGUUUACAAAAAUUUGUAAUGGAAAAAUUAAAUUCUCUAUGCCAUUUAGAAUGUAUUGAAUCCUAUGAUCCUUUAGGAUACAUGUGUAAGAUAACAAUUGUUAAAGAUAAUCAAAUAAUUUUUCAACAUUUGGGCGAUGUACUGCCAACAAUUCAAAAAGCAAUUAACGUUGCAGCUCGAGCGAUUUAUCAUAAAUUAAGCACAUCAACAUGUGUUCCAGUUACAAUUCCAGCGCCAAUUGCAAUGCCUCCACCGAUGACAAAUUAUUUUUAUCAACCGCCAAUGAAUCAGUGCAGGAUUCCAUUGAAUCAUACAUUUUAUGAUACAUCAAUUGCUACCUGGCAAAUGCAGGGGAUUUCACUAGAUGCUUAGUGGGAAUUUUGAUUUUUUUUUUUUCUUUUAAAAGCUACAAAUCGUUUACAACGUAGAGAUUUUUAAAAAGAAUUAAGAUUCUUUUUGAUGGUAUUUUUAAAGGAAAGUUUAACUUCAAAGAAACACGAUUAAUUGGGGGAGAAAGAUGAAUAUUUUUUUACUCGUGCUUUCUAUAAUUUAUUUAUCGUCAAUUUUUAGUUUAAUUUUUAUUAAUUUUUUUUUUUUUUUUUGAUAAUUUUGAGUUAGGAAUGUUACUUGUAAUUUUAUACUAUUAGAAUGUAAGUUUUUCGUAUAGUUGGAAGUAUUUAGAAAAAAGUUUAAAAAAACAAUUUUUUUACGCGUUUUGAUAACGUUUCUCUACGUUGAAAAAAAACAGUUAAUAGCUUCAAGUCUCUUUUGAUAUUUUUUUUUGUGUAUUUUUUUUAACUAAGUUAAAAAAAAAGUCUUCAAGUGUGAACACGUUUUAAACGUGUCUUUUUUUUCGAUAAUUCACAUGUGUAUUUUUAUAUCUCUUUUUUGUAAAGAUUUCGCGUAUUUUCAAUACGUAUCGAUGGAUUUUAAAAAAGAAGUAUUUUUAAAAUCGCCUGUUAAAUUCUCCGGGGGUAGAGAAUGUUUUUUUUUUUUUUAUAAAAAUCAGAUUAGCUUUUAAUUGAAUUUUUCUACGUGUGUUAACUUUUAAACUUUAAAAGUUCUUGUAUAGUUUUGUCCUUUUUGUAACUUUUAAAUUUUUGACAAUUAUAUUUGUAUUUCAAAAGUUGUGAAUGUGAAAAUUAUUUAAUAUUUCUAAUUACUAAUGUCAAACAUGUUUAUAUUUAAAAGUAAUGAAAUGUUAAUUUUUAAAAUAAUUUUUCCCAAGAAAUUUGUAUUAAUUUUUCUAUUUUGAAUAAAUCUAAACGAUUUAUUUUGCAAAAGAAAA